Molecule: messenger RNA, 1233 nt
Organism: Trichophyton benhamiae CBS 112371
Lineage: Eukaryota; Fungi; Ascomycota; Eurotiomycetes; Onygenales; Arthrodermataceae
Product: toxin biosynthesis protein (Tri7), putative
Exons: 2
Coding region: 1-1233 (410 amino acids)
Biological process (GO): lipid metabolic process
Source: RefSeq, a predicted model, not a curated record
AUGAAAAUACAUCCAAUUCUUCUCGGUGGAGCGGUGGUUGCUAGCUCCGCUCUUGGGGUGGGUUUCACAAGGCCGUCUUCCAUCUAUCGCCUGGCUGUGGCACCGAUCCUCACAUUCUGCACGUUUAGAUGCAUCACAACCAGCAUGGACUACAUGAUACGAUGUCCCUGGGCCGGUUUGGUAGGAGCGUAUACCAUUACGUUCUUUCUGCACUACCUUGAUAUUGUGCUACUCCGAGGCUGGUCCUUCGAAGCUGGUGGUCCAUCAACAGAUCCUGGUACCGGUAAAAAUAUACCCAAUUAUCCCAAGAAGGAUCGAACGGACAAUACCUGGGAACGUUUGAAGUUUGGUCUUGCCGCAACUUGCUCAUUUCGCCAUAUUGGAACCCCCUAUCAAGUCAAGAAUGUACCACGGUUCAGUGACAAGAAUCCGGAGUAUGUCCCAUCUCGAUCGAGAUUCUUGAUAUGGACAGCCUUUCUCUAUGCUGCGUGCUACCUCUUUCUCGAUUUGAUUACAUUCAAAGUCGAUAUAGAUACCAACCUCAAAUACUUUACUCAAAAGAACGUUCCAUUUUUCACACGGCUGCCGAAUAUAUCGAGCGAUGAGAUAGUGAUGCGGGUGAUAAACACCAUCAUCUCAGGAUUGAUUAUGAUAUGCGUCCAGAGAAGCUUUUACAGCCUUGUUGGGUUCUUUAGUGUACUUUUGGGUAUCAGCGAACCGCGGGAAUGGCCUCCAUACUUUGGAUCUCUUUCGCAGGCCUUUACAUUGAGAAGAACAUGGGCAGUAUUCUGGCAGCAAACCAACGCAGCGAAGUUCGCUUCUGUAUCCAGUUUUAUCGUGCAACGUGUCCUACGUAUUUCUCCUGGAACUCAGUUAUACCGAUAUGCAAGGCUGGUUACCAUAUUCGCGAUUUCUGCAUUGAUGCAUGUUCUAGUUGACGUGGCAUCUGGCCUAUCGUUAACUAGUUCUGGGGCAGCGAGAUUCUUCCUAACCCAAGCAUUCGGAAUUAUGAUUGAAGAUAUAAUUGUUAGCAUAUACUACAACUUCGUGGUCAAGGAUAGGUCUCGCGGAAGCUACCUUCUGGAGAAAUGUGUUGGUUUUGUAUGGGUUUGUGCAUUCAUGAUAUGGUCUUCCCCAGCAUAUGUUUACCCACUGAUGUACCGUGUGAAUUCUGGGCAAGACGACUCUAUCAUUCCAUUUAGCAUCAUCAAAAUGCUCAUUCCCGUCCGAUAA